Dichotomopilus funicola is the source of this 1404-nucleotide messenger RNA. RefSeq lists its product as uncharacterized. The transcript has 3 exons. The coding region runs from base 1 to 1404 and encodes 467 amino acids. The record is from RefSeq and is a predicted model, not a curated record. Lineage: Eukaryota; Fungi; Ascomycota; Sordariomycetes; Sordariales; Chaetomiaceae.
AUGCCUUCCCCGGACUCGACCCGGCCCCUCCGCCGGAGCAGUCGACGUCGCGGUCGUUCUCGUGCUCACGGUAGUAGCGACGCCGGCGACGAUAUAGGCGGCAUUCUUAGUUGUCUCAGCUGUCCUGACCCCGAGCUGCUCGACUGCCGCCGAUGCCUCGUUAGCGUGGGCCUCCUCGCCCUUGCUAGCACGGCGGCCGUCGUCUGCGCCUGGUUCUGGCCGGCACCCUUCUUCUCCGUCUCGGCCAACCAUGUCCCAGCCGGUUGGACCGGAGACCCGCGCGUCAACCUCUCCAUCUCGAGUCUGCAUCCGGAGGACAUUGGCAUCUUGGCUAUCCCCUUUCCAGUCGCCGACUUGGCCACGCUUCCUGCGCUCUGGCUCAAAGUGUACGUCCGGCAGUCGACAACAGGCCCCGGCGAAUAUAAACAGGUGCAGGCGCUGAGGGCCGAGCACGCGCCCCUGGCUGUCGACAGGGCCAACGUCACCCUCACGCUGGAGCUCAUGGAAACGCUCUGGCCGGUACUGAUCCAAGCGGCUAACGACCUACUCGUCCUCGGCUUGGGCCGCGACCACCCUGACUACCGCCCCUUGAGGAACUCCCUGAUCGAACCGGGGAGGACGAAGCCUGCGCUGCUCUCGCUAGUCCGCGCAAAGGAGCUCUGGGAGGGUCGUCUUCACAGCUCCGCGCUGGCUUGGCCAUACGGGGCCCAAGCCUUUCUUCGGUCCGUUCGCGCGUUCAUGCAGCUCCCGGUAGAAUGGAGGGCUGACAACAACAAUAACAACAACAGCACUAUCGCUGCUACUUUCCCCAGCAUCGGGUCCUCUCAACCCCCGACCUCCCUGAGACUGCUCAGGCACGCAAGACACCAACACCCACCCAAUCAAACGCUCCCUGGACUCCUCGCCGGCCUCCAACCAUCGGCCAACACAACGGGACAGUUGCGAGGGAUGAUGGUCGCCUUGGACUCGAACCUAGACAUCAACCGCCUCGGGCUAUGCCGCGUGCCGAGGCUGCUCGAGGCCAUCGCCUCGGGCCAUUGCAUCCGGACCAAGACCUCGGGCAUGUCCAUCCCGUGCUGGGCCCCGCUGGGGAGCCAUUGCCACCCGACCGACUGCAUGGGGGGCCUCAGAGAAGCGCUCUGCGACGCCGAGGCGCUGCUGUCGUCCGUGGCAGCGGCGGCCGAGCGCGCAAAGGCCCGCGUGCUGGAGGAGCGCAUCGUCGGCCGCUUACGCUACAGGGACGGCGUGGCGCGGCAGCUGGAGAAGCCGAUAGCGGAAGCCGUUGGCCGCCUCAAGACCAAGGUAUCGGACGGCUGGUUGGAGAGGCUGGGGUUGGGCGACUUGCUACUGGAGGAGGAGGCGGACGGGCUGGGAAAGCCUUCCGAGCCACUAUGGUCUCUGUAG